This is a messenger RNA of Penicillium cataractarum, 861 nucleotides long. RefSeq names its product WD40 repeat domain-containing protein. Gene Ontology annotation, molecular function: protein binding; U3 snoRNA binding. The record is from RefSeq and is a predicted model, not a curated record. Lineage: Eukaryota; Fungi; Ascomycota; Eurotiomycetes; Eurotiales; Aspergillaceae. Gene Ontology annotation, biological process: endonucleolytic cleavage to generate mature 5'-end of SSU-rRNA from (SSU-rRNA, 5.8S rRNA, LSU-rRNA); endonucleolytic cleavage in 5'-ETS of tricistronic rRNA transcript (SSU-rRNA, 5.8S rRNA, LSU-rRNA). The transcript has a single exon. Gene Ontology annotation, cellular component: nucleolus; 90S preribosome. Bases 1 to 861 code for a protein of 286 amino acids.
AUGUCGGGUUCAUACGAUAACACGGUACGGCUCUGGGACCCAACGACCAGCGCGCUUACUCAGACGCUCAAAGGUCAUUCAGACUGCGUUCAUUCGGUGGUCUUCUCGCCUGACAGUCGGCUACUAGCAUCAAGUUCUGAAGAUGAGACAGUGCGGCUCUGGGACCCGGCAACAGGCGCGCUCACCCAGACGCUCGAAGGCCACUUUGGCUCAGUUAAAUCGAUGGCCUUCUCGCCUAACGGCCGGCUGCUGCUGUCCGGCUCUGACGAUAACACAGUUCGGAUCUGGGACCCGCUGACAGGUGCGCUCAUCCGGACGCUUGAAGGCCACUUGGGUUCGGUUAACUCGGUAGCCUUUUCGCCCGACGGCCAGCUCCUAGCGUCCGGCUCUGACGAUAACACAGUGCGACUCUGGGGCCUGGCGACGGGUGCGCUCACCCGGACGCUUGAAGGCCAUUCGGGUUCAGUUUACUCAGUGGCCUUUUCAUCCGACGGCCGGUUGUUGGCGUCCGGCUCAAUCGAUAACACAGUACGGCUCUGGGACCCGGCGACGAGCGCGCUCACCCAAACAUGGAAUGCUGGAAAAAGUGUUACUGCGGUGGAAUUUUCUGAUAACAAUCUAUAUCUCCACACCGACUCCGGUGCGCUUGCCAUUCAAUCCAAGCGUGACAUUCCUACACGUACUCGGUCUCACGCGAGUUCGGGUAUCUCUUUUGAGGGGGAUCAAUGGUUAAAAUUGAAUGGUGAGAAGGUUCUCUGGCUUCCUGUUGAGUUUCGGCCCAGCCAUUUCAAGGUUAAUGGGAACACACUUGCCCUGGGGCAUACAUCAGGGCGGAUUUCCUUUAUCGGGUUUCAUAUAUAG